AUGGCCGCUGAUGUACGUGAAUCAGUAGCUGCUACUAACCGAGUAGCUGAACGUCUUGAUCGUCAGAAUGGAAUUGAAAAUAACCAUGGGCCUAGACAAGAAAAUGAAAAUGGCGAAGAAGGUGAAGCUGGACUACGUAACCGGCCCAUGACUCUAGCCACUUUCUUGAAGAUAAAUCCGCCUCAAUUCCAUGGGAACACUAGUGCUACACGAGCUGAUGACUGGUUUAAAGAAAUAGGACGAGCAAUGCGAGCCCAACAAGUCCCUGAAGGACAGCGAGUGGAAUUUGCUGCUUAUAUGUUGAGGAAUGACGCGCAACAUUGGUGGCAGGGAAUACUCCAACUACUAGGAAGAGAAGCUAUUGACAUCUCCUGGGAGGAAUUUUCAGUUGAAUUUUAUAAGAAGUAUUUUCCUGAGUGUUCUCGCACCGCUAAGGAAUUGGAGUUGCUUCAGUUGAAACAAGAAAACAUGACAGUCAGUGAGUACACUCGCAAGUUUGAAGAGUUAUGCCGGUUCUCGAAUAUUUGUCAAGGAGCACCAGCUGCAUUCGAGAAAUGGAAGUGCAUCAAGUUCGAAGGAGGACUUAGAGAAGAACUGUUAGCUCAUGUGGGCCCGAUGGAAAUACAGAAUUUUGCAGAAUUAGUUAACAAGAGCCAACUGACGGAGGAAUGUGUAAAGAAGCUGGUGGCAGCACAAACUAAGCACAGGAACCUUCCAACAAGGGAUUUCAAUCGUAACCUCGCUCCUCAAGGAAGAAACUUCAAGGUAACUCGGCAGCCGGACUUAGGCAAACAAUUGCAAUCGACCCAACCAAGACUGAUAUGCACUGUGUGUGGAAGGAAUCAUGGGGGAAAACCCUGCUUGCUGAAGUCUGGGAUUUGCUAUAAUUGCGAAAAGCCCGAACAUAUAGCCAAAGAAUGCAUUCGACGAAAGCCUGAAUUUGGUUUCCCUGGAUAG
Arachis stenosperma is the source of this 957-nucleotide messenger RNA. RefSeq lists its product as uncharacterized. Gene Ontology annotation, molecular function: nucleic acid binding; zinc ion binding. The transcript has a single exon. The record is from RefSeq and is a predicted model, not a curated record. NCBI's taxonomy places the organism in Eukaryota, Viridiplantae, Streptophyta, Magnoliopsida, Fabales, Fabaceae. Bases 1 to 957 code for a protein of 318 amino acids.